Lasiosphaeria miniovina is the source of this 1077-nucleotide messenger RNA. Its product is annotated as Sec62/63 complex, subunit Sec66. The transcript has 3 exons. The record is from RefSeq and is a predicted model, not a curated record. Bases 349 to 1077 code for a protein of 242 amino acids. Gene Ontology annotation, biological process: post-translational protein targeting to membrane, translocation. Gene Ontology annotation, cellular component: Sec62/Sec63 complex. NCBI's taxonomy places the organism in Eukaryota, Fungi, Ascomycota, Sordariomycetes, Sordariales, Lasiosphaeriaceae.
GAACCUGAAUAGCCCCGGCAACGUAAAGGCAAGCCACCCCUGCAAGCGGCGGGCCAGCCAGAUCAAACGAAAGGUCACCUAGAAUUUUGAUGUCAAGCUGUUCUUUCGGGGUGAAUUCGGACACUUGGGAGCAACGCAACGAACGAGCUAGCCACAGCAGAACACACACCACGUCCGUUAAUACAAACCCUACUUAGUGACUGGCUAAGAGUUUGUGUUUCCGAAGAGCCACCUUUUUGGUUGUUGUCUCCCUCUUCUUUUUCCCUCCUCUCUUCUAAUUACCAGGUUCCGUCCGCGACUGUCACCCCCAUCGCAUCCUACCGUGCUGCCAGCAAAGACUUCGCGAAGAUGGUCGACAUCGACUGGUGGGGCCUGAUUGUGCCCUUUGCGUACCUGGUGGUGCUGAGCGGGACAUUCAUGACAUUUUCCACCAUCUACCGGAAGAGGAAAGCCACGCAAAGCGCGAACCUGGCGCCGUGGUUCGGCCCCCAUCUCCAGCGCAACAUCUACCUGUCGCUCCUGCACAUGGAGCCCGAGGCCAACGGGUCCGAGAAGGCGGCGGCGGCCAAGACGCCCAAGGUCCCCGAGAGCGUCAUACGUGCGGCGCUGCUGCGGCGCGCCGUCGAGGACAUCCACCGCAUUAUCCAGAUCCGCACUGCCAAGGCCGCCUGCAGCUCGCUCCUGCAGCGGGGCAGCGUCGGCGACGACCUGUGGCAGCGGUUCCAGCGCGCCGAGAAGGAGAUGGAGGAAGAGUUACGGGAUGUGGUUAUGGAGGCCAAUGCGCUCGCGCCGAACUGGGGCCAAAUCAUCUUCCAGUCAGCCAACGAGAUCGCCGCCAACACGGUGCUCAAGCAGCGGCUCGACGAGAUCCAGGCGCAGACGGAGCGCGAGAAGGAGUGGUGGGAGAAGCGGCGGUCCACCAUCAAGACCGAGUCCCUGAAGAAGCUCGAGGACGAGUCGGAGAAGACGCAGGGCAAAGUCGGUAGUGAAGACGAGCCCGUGCUGGUCGACACCAACACGCCCUCGGCGACGCCUGUGAGCGGCGGCGGGUCCAAGAAGAAGAAGGGCCGGAAAUAG